Molecule: messenger RNA, 816 nt
Organism: Diaporthe citri
Lineage: Eukaryota; Fungi; Ascomycota; Sordariomycetes; Diaporthales; Diaporthaceae
Exons: 1
Coding region: 1-816 (271 amino acids)
Biological process (GO): ubiquinone biosynthetic process
Cellular component (GO): mitochondrial inner membrane
Molecular function (GO): 3-demethoxyubiquinol 3-hydroxylase activity
Source: RefSeq, a predicted model, not a curated record
AUGCCUCCACCAGCAUCUUUGCUGCGCGCGGCACGGCGCAACCUGACUGUAGCACGACAGUUCCCAGUCCACGACUUCCUCGCACCUGCGCUCUUCCAUCCAACCGCCUCAUCGCGGCGCCUGGUGUCCAGCACACCCACGAGACGCGCCGAAGUCGCCGACAGCACACCAGAAGCACCAUCACCGUCACAAGCGAGAUCCCAGAACGACGGGCCCACCAAAGCCAACAGAGGAAAGCGCAAGCCGCUUACCAAGGAGCAGCGCGACUUCCUCUCGUCCGCGCUGCGCGUCAACCAGGCAGGCGAGCUGGCGGCAACGCUCAUCUACACGGCGCAGACGCCGCCCGUGGUGCGGCGGCAGCCCCACCUGCGGCCCCUGAUGCGGCACAUGUACGAGCAGGAGGAGGGCCACCUGGCGACCUUCAACGCCCUGAUUGCCCGCCACCGCGUGCGCCCCACGGCCAUGUACCCUGCGUGGUCGGCGCUGAGCUACGGGCUGGGGUGGGCGACGGCGGCGAUGGGCAACGAGGCGGCGAUGGCGUGCACGGAGGCGGUGGAGACGGAGAUCGGGGACCACUACAACGGGCAGGUGCGCGAGCUGCUCGCCAUGGUGCGCGGGUGGGAGGACGAGGGGUACGAGGUCGGCGGGGAGAUCAGGGAGCUCGUGGGCACGCUGCGGCGCAUCCGCGACGAGGAGCUCGAGCACCUCGACCACGCCGUCGAGCACGACGCGCAGAAGGCGGAGCCGCACUGGCUGCUCACGGGCGCCAUCCGGCUGGGGUGCCGGGGCGCGAUCUGGGUGAGUGAGAGGGUUUAG